AUGGAUUCCAUGUCGCUUGAAGAAUUCAAAAGCACCAUCGAAGCGGCCGCUAGAACCCGAAGCACCAGCUACUCCCAAACCUUCUGCGCCACCAUCCGCUGGCAGGCCGACGAUACCAACGCUGAAAGAGACGCGAGCAUUUUCAAGGACAUGGUCAAAGAGGCCCUACACCUACCUGACGCCAUAGAGUUCAUAAUUCCACCAAACCACCCUGCACCGCAUAUCUGGCUGCAAAGAAGAUCCCUGGAAAUUCAAGAACUCGCCUACACGGCAGCUGGGCGCUCCUUGGUGAUUUAUCACUAUGCCGGACAUGGACAGCAAGACAGUGAGGGGAGUCUCUAUUUCGUGGAAAAUGGGCGCCGUGGCGCUGCGUGUAUUAAUGCCUCGCGCCGCCUGUUUCAGGAUCCAUGCGAAUUCGAAAUGAGCGACAACAUGGACUGUUUGUUCAUCCUCGAUUGUUGCUACUCGCGCAUUCCGAGCCGGGCGAUGGAGACUACCCCCCGGACCGUGGAGUUGAUUGCCAAUGCCGCCACAGACGAAGCAACUUCACACUCUAACACAAUAACCAACAAGCUGUACCGCGCCAUCAUGUACCGCAAGUCUCAGGGCCAACAGUACAUCGAAUUCGCCGAGCUAAUGGAGUCCCUGCGCGGAGAAGCGAUUGCCGAGAACCAAGAGGUGCCCACCCACUUCCUCAAAAUGGGCGCGGCCUCAAUCUGCAUACCAUUCCAGGGCCCGCGCCCUUCAUUCACAGUCGACCAUGGCCAGCUUCGCCCAGUCCACUACGCCAAGUUCCGCGCCAAGGUAGACAGUGAGUUUACGAAGGAGGAACAAGAGGAGUUUGUACAAUGGCUUCAUAACCGCCCUCCUAGCGUACCUCUUGAGCUUCUGGAGUCCUACCCGUCCGGGGUUCAGAGCACGAGCCUUGUGUUCAAGGGCGCCUGGCGGACAUGGUCCAGGCUGGCCGGUGUGAAAGGGUACCGUCUGUUCGACGAUCUCCCGGUGCUGGGCCAUAAGGACAUCCAACCAUUUACUCCUAGGUAG
Aspergillus mulundensis is the source of this 1044-nucleotide messenger RNA. RefSeq lists its product as uncharacterized. NCBI's taxonomy places the organism in Eukaryota, Fungi, Ascomycota, Eurotiomycetes, Eurotiales, Aspergillaceae. Bases 1 to 1044 code for a protein of 347 amino acids. The record is from RefSeq and is a predicted model, not a curated record. Gene Ontology annotation, biological process: proteolysis. Gene Ontology annotation, molecular function: cysteine-type endopeptidase activity. The transcript has a single exon.